Molecule: messenger RNA, 1179 nt
Organism: Penicillium oxalicum
Lineage: Eukaryota; Fungi; Ascomycota; Eurotiomycetes; Eurotiales; Aspergillaceae
Product: glycoside hydrolase family 75 protein
Exons: 3
Coding region: 1-1179 (392 amino acids)
Molecular function (GO): chitosanase activity
Source: RefSeq, a predicted model, not a curated record
AUGCAUACCCCGGUGUUUUUAUUUCUGGCGCUUGCUGGGCUAUCUCCGGCAUACGAACUGCCAUCGCAUCUGAAAGAACUAUACCAAACCCACAAGAGCGCGAAGUGCAACAAAGUUCUCCAGGGAAAAUUCAGUGAUGGUGCCUCUGGUAAAAGCGAUGUGGCCUACUGUGGAGAUAUUCCGGGCGCAAUCUUCCUGCACUCCAGCUCGAACGGUGGCACAUACGCUGAUAUGGACAUCGACUGUGAUGGAGCGAACAAUAGCGCUGGCGCAUGCUCCAACGAUCCCAGCGGACAAGGACAGACAGCGUUCAAGGACGAUGUCAAGGAGUUUGGCAUUUCUGACUUGAACGCGAAUGUUCACCCCUACGUGGUCUUUGGAAAUGAGGACGGAAAUCCUAAAUUUGACCCAAAGAAGUACGGCAUGGAGCCGCUCAGUGUGAUGGCUGUUGUCUGUAACGGCCAACUGCACUACGGCAUCUGGGGAGAUACCAAUGGGGGCCACGUAACGGGAGAAUCGUCUCUGUCCAUGGCAAAGCUCUGCUUCCCAGGCGAAAAGCUAGAUGGUGAUAGCGGUCACUCGAAGAAAGAUGUCAUGUACAUCGGAUUCACCAGCAAAGAUGCCGUUCCCGGGAAAAAGGCGGAUUGGCAUGCCAAAGACGGACACACUUUCGAGAAGAGCAUCAAAUCCAUCGGGGACAGCCUGGUUGCCAAGCUCGGCAAGUCCACCGGAAGCUCUCAAUCGGAUGAUGUGAGGAGGGAACAAGCCCACCAUCAUCCAAGCCACACACCAACGACCUUGACGACCAAGGCAUCGAGCCGUCGCCCUCACAGUCACACUCCCACGACAACUCCCAAGACGCCCGUCACUCGCACCUCGAGCCACCGCAUUCACACCCACUCUACAUCCGUUGUUCAGUCAUCGAGUCAUCGACCUCACACACCUCACACACCUCACACACCUCACACACCUCACACACCUCACACACCUCACACACCUCACACACCUCACACACCUCACACACCUCACACACCUCACACACCUCACACACCUCACACACCUCACACACCUCACACACCUCACACACCUCACACACCUCACACACCUCACACACCUCACACCCCCGUGCCCAUCACCUCGAGCAAUGUCGUUUCAUCUGCGAGAGCUACUCCCUAUUAA